AUGGGUGACUUCAAACAUACUAUCGGCCUUCUCAAGGCAUUGCUGGUCCGAAUCCCACUGAUUCUGAAAACGCUCGUCCUUCAUGGGAUUCAAAUGUCCCCCGUAACGGGAAAGCAAGAUAUACGCACGGAACUGACCACGUCCAUCAUUCGCUCCUUCAUGACGUUCAGUGCACCGGUCGACAAGACACAGAAGAACAGCAUGCGCGACCCUGGAAUCAAAGGGCCCAUGUGGGUGUCCAAGGUUACCCUGCCGCAGCCGGAGAUCGAUGUGCGCGAUGCGGUGCUGCGCGCCAUCGACGAUCUCAGGACCGGAGACGAGACCUUUGACAUGCCAGAACUUGCGGCUGUAGAGGCUGAAUGGACCGGAUAUCGCAGUGGAGUCGGGAAGAAGACGCCACAACCGGACCUCUCAGAAGCGGAAAAGUAUCGCGAACUGCGAAAGGAAUCGCCAUCAGAUAUGACCAUCCUGUAUUUUCAUGGCGGGGCCUACUUUCUGAUGGACCCUUGCACGCAUCGCGUACCUGUUGCACACCUUUCCCGCCUGACGGGCGCCCCGGUCUUCUCCGUGCGAUACCGACUCGCGCCACAGAAUCCCUUCCCUGCAGCACUGGUAGAUGCUCUGACAGCAUAUCUGUCACUCAUUCACCCGCCCCCGGGUGCCUUGCACAAGCCUGUCCCCGCAAACAAGAUCGUCAUUGCUGGCGACUCUGCGGGCGGCAAUUUGUCGCUGGUUCUGUUGCAAACACUGCUCACUUUGAAGCGUGCUUCGCAACCAAUUUGCUUUCACGGCAAGAACGUGGACCUUGAGCUACCCGCUGGCGUAGCUACUAUUUCGCCCUGGUGCGACGUCACCCGCUCCAUGCCUUCCAUUAUUAACAAUGCCAAAUUCGACUACCUCGAAAUGAAGGCCGUGCCGUCGGAGGAUCCAGACGAGCCCGCCCCAUUCACACCAUUACCCUUUCCAUCUGGCGCUGCAUGGCCGGUUAGUCCACCUCGCGUGGAUAUGUUUGCCAACGCAAGCAUGGUAAUCCAUCCCCUCGUCUCUCCGCUCGCGACCAAGCCGGAACUCUGGAAAGACGCCCCACCGGUCUUCAUUUCGACAGGUGAAGAAUGUUUGACAGACGAAGACCUAAUCCUGGCACGCCGCAUGCACAAAGCAGGAGUCCCAGUUGUCGCAGAGCAAUUCGAGGGCAUGCCGCACUGCCACGGGUUGCUUAUGAUCUCCACCCCGAGCGGAAAGCGGUUUUUCCAGGGUCUGUCCGAGUUCUGUCGUGAUGCUGUAGCUGGCCGUGUUGCACCAACCGGGCAUUUGACGUGGCUUGGGUUUGGGCUGCAGUCCACUCGCAAGAUCCCGCUGGAGGAAGUAUCUGAGGUCGACGAUGAACGGGCUGAUACUCGCAUGCGUAAGAGUGCGGCCUGGCGGGUACGCGAAGAGGAGGCAUUGCUGAAGGAGUGGCGCGCACAGGCGAAGCUGUGA
Molecule: messenger RNA, 1479 nt
Organism: Penicillium canariense
Lineage: Eukaryota; Fungi; Ascomycota; Eurotiomycetes; Eurotiales; Aspergillaceae
Exons: 2
Coding region: 1-1479 (492 amino acids)
Molecular function (GO): hydrolase activity
Source: RefSeq, a predicted model, not a curated record